UGUUUCUGUGUUUUCUCUGUUUGUGUUAAGAACAUAAUGUAUUUGUAAAAUCAAUAUAGCCUACUCUUAAUUAGUGUCUUUAAAUAAGAGUGUAUGUAACUAUGUAUGUUAGUGUGAAAACCGUCUCUAACUAAAGUCUACCAAUUCCAAACGCAAUUAAUGGCCUGUUGCACUAAUUAGGCUAUAAACACUAAAAAUGUUCAUCAGAAAUUCAUAAAUAGUAAUAAUUAUUCGGUACUUUUUAUUUAGGUAACCUUUAUUUGACGAGGAAGGCCUGUCGUGAGAUCAAAAUGUUCUUUUCAAUAGUGUCCUGGCCAAGAUUACCAUCACUAACAGACAAACAACAAAACACAUGAUGUAACACAAAAUAGAACAAUGAUUAUAAAAUCAUAAAUAAGAAAAAAAAACUUCACAUCGUCUUAUUCUUAUUAUAUAGCAAUAAAUACUUAACUACAAAUAAUAGAUUAUGCAUCAAUAUGGAAGCCAUGUGUUUUUUAUGCCUUCUUAACCAUAUUUUCCAUCUUAUUUCCAGUCCUAGAGCUCCUCUACCCCCUGCUCCGUCCAGCGAAGCCCCACGGGGUAUGCGGGCAGGAACUGUACCUCCUUCCCCUUGCCUUCAAAGCACCCCGCCGCUAUGGGACCCCACAAAGGACCUGCGGGCAAUUGCCAGAAACUUCUGCUAUCUAGAAAAUUCAGGAUGGUACUGGGGAGCUGUAACUGCGGCUCAGGCCCAUGCUGCACUUCAAGAGGCAUCUGAAGGAGCUUUUCUGGUACGUGACAGCAGCCACCCUCUGUACAUGCUGACCCUCUCGGUCAGGACAGCACGCGGUCCAACCAGUAUACGGAUCCAGUACAGCGGUGCCCAGUUUUUGCUCGACUCCAGCUCCCCGGCCCGGCCCAGCCUGUCGUCCUUCCCCAAUGUGCCCAGCCUGGUGCAACACUACAUGGGACCAGAGAGGAAAGCAGUGGAGGGGAAGGUGGAGGAGGAGGCCCCUUCAAAACCCUCUCAGCAGACAAUUGAGGAGACAUCUGUGGUAUUAAAACUGAAGCGAGCCGUGUACAAGCCCCAGGGCCUCCCCUCCUUACAGCACCUCACAAGGCUCAUCAUUAACAGACACUCUGACUGUCCUGACCAGCUACCACUCCCGAAGCCUCUGCUGCGUUACAUACAGGACUAUCCCUUCAAGGUAUGAGGCAAACCAACAGGCUGAAUCUCAGCUGACUUUAAAAGAAAAAUAACUGUUAAACAGGUCCUUUGUGCCUGGAAAAGGACACUGCUGCUGCAGCAGUGCAGAGGCCAGUCAUGAAAGUACUGGACAUAGGGUCGUGUUUUUGCUGACGAAAUGUGUACAAAUUCAGUUAUUUGUACAAAUUCAGUUAUUUGUCAAGGACCGGGUGAUGAAGUACCCCCAGAAAAGACAUCUUGUGAGCAAAGCUCACUACUGUACUCUACACUAACUUUAUGCUGAAUGUGGCAAUUGUCCAUAUCCAUUGUUCCCUCAUCAGUCCUGGAUGUAUAUACUGUUCCUAAGAAGUCCACUGAUUCCAUUGAGACACCUUUUAAGCCAUUUUAUUUUUUCUACCUUUUACAUGUGUACAUUUUUCUAUUAAAAUAAGCAAUUGGCGUUUAA
Messenger RNA from Micropterus dolomieu (smallmouth bass), 1631 nucleotides. RefSeq names its product cytokine-inducible SH2-containing protein-like. Lineage: Eukaryota; Metazoa; Chordata; Actinopteri; Centrarchiformes; Centrarchidae. Bases 477 to 1193 code for a protein of 238 amino acids. Gene Ontology annotation, biological process: phosphatidylinositol phosphate biosynthetic process; intracellular signal transduction. The transcript has 2 exons. Gene Ontology annotation, molecular function: 1-phosphatidylinositol-3-kinase regulator activity. Gene Ontology annotation, cellular component: phosphatidylinositol 3-kinase complex. The record is from RefSeq and is a predicted model, not a curated record.